Guillardia theta CCMP2712 is the source of this 1869-nucleotide messenger RNA. RefSeq lists its product as hypothetical. NCBI's taxonomy places the organism in Eukaryota, Cryptophyceae, Pyrenomonadales, Geminigeraceae. Bases 1 to 1869 code for a protein of 622 amino acids. The record is from RefSeq and is a predicted model, not a curated record. The transcript has 8 exons.
AUGGCGCUGCCCCCUGAACUGCAAGCGCUGUCUGGGCAGGGCCUCGGCAAGAGCAUUCAAGAUCAGCAGCGCAUGUUGUCUAAAUUGUCGGGGAGUGACUGGGCCUCGCUGUCAAAGCAGAUGCAACAGGAGGCAGCGGCAGCGGUGGACGGAGUGGUGAAGGUCGUGGAAGCAAACCCCGCAGCCUUCCUGUCCGUCGGGGCCGUCCUGCUGCUGUCUGUCGCUGCUGUCGCCUCUCGUCGUCCCUCCAUGACAACUCCCUACCCUUCCGGGGUUUACGACAAGGACACAGCCGCGGAGUACUUCAGAGAGAGGCCCGUGCUGUUCUUUUCGAGGGGCGCGCAGAUCGCCAUGGCUGCUCUUGGCUUCGGCGUGUCGGUCGGGCUGGACCUGCUGAUGAACAAGUAUGAGGAGAACGAGGGGAAGCGGGCGGACCAGGCGACGACCAUCCUGACGGAGCUCGGGCCCACGUUCAUCAAGAUUGGACAGUCACUAUCCAUUCGCUCCGACCUUCUCUCUCCCGAGUACCUGCGGGCGCUGACGCAGCUGCAAGACAAGGUGCCUGAGUUCUCGACAGAGACGGCGAUUGAGAUCAUCAAGGGGGAGCUGGGGAGAGACGUCUCCUCGGUCUACGACAACUUCGAUCGCCCCAUCGCAGCAGCGAGCUUGGGUCAGGUGUACAGGGCAAGGCUCAAGGACGGGAGGGAGGUGGCAGUGAAGGUGCAGAGGCCGAACAUCUUGGAGAGGAUUGCUCUCGAUAUGCAUCUGAUCCGUGAAUCUGCUCCCCUGCUGAAGAAGCUCGGAGCUCCCGGGGACAUCGAGGGGCUGGUGGACGACUGGGGUUUUGGUUUCGUCAACGAGCUGGACUACAGGAAGGAGGGAGAGAAUGCGGAAGCUUUCAUGGAAUCGAUCAGCAAGACUCCUCUGGUGGUAGCUGGCGUGUACACGAGGCUCAUGGCAGGAGGGGGAGCGGCGAACAUCGACGUCAACGCCGUGUUCUCCGAGCUGCAGGACCUGACGGAGAAGUACGGGAACUUGUUUCAGAUCCCCCCCUACUUCGCCUACAUCGCCAGAGCGUUUGGAGUGCUGGAGGGCAUCGGGCUCAGCAACAACCCCAAGUACGCGAUCAUCAGCGAGUGUCUGCCCUACAUCAGCCAGCGGCUCCUGACCGACACAAACCCGCGCACUGCCGGGGCCCUCAACACGUUCAUCUUCGGGGCAGAUAAGGACAAGGAGGAUCGUCUGCUUGACGUCGAGCGGGUCGAGUGGCUUCUGGAUGGCUACUCGAGCUACCAGACGGCAGCGGGAGGAGGAUCGCUGGUGUCUGCUGCGAAGCCCAUCACCACGGUGGUAGAGGAAGCGGCCGAGCAGCUUUCGUCCCUCCUCCUCACGGAGGAUGACAGCCCUGUACAGGCAAUCGUCCUGGAGCAACUCGCCCGCAUCCUCAAUGCGGGAGUGAGAGGAACAUGGACGGCAAUCCGUAACUCCAGGCAAGAAGAGAGGAGGAGGACGAGGAGGACGAGGACGAGGAGGAGGAUUGACGGUGGAAUCAGUGGGAAGAUGAGGAACGGACGAACGCUGCUGGGUAUGCUCGUCGAUCCUCUUGGAAUCUUUAGGGGGACCGGAAUCUUUACCUCCGACGAGGAUGACCGAAGGGUGAUGGAGGCGACGCAGAGGCUGCUGGAGGUGGUGCAGCGUCAGUCAGUGAGGGAGAGCAUGGGGAGCUUGAGGCCGCAGGAGCUGCGCGCGGUCGCCGCCAUCGUCGUUAGGAAGUUGUGGGACAAGCGAGCCAAGCUGCUGCUCACCUCGAACAAACUCGCGUCCACCGCCCUCCGACAGUCCCUACAGAGGUUGGAGAGGAGGAGAUGA